UCAGAAACCCUCCAAAGUAUCAUCAGCGCUCCUGUUUCUCUGUGAUGAUGUCGGAGGACCUUCUAAACACUCUGGAAGAUCUGGGAGAUGAAGAGUUUAAUAAAUUCAAGUGGUUCCUACAGCAGACCGACGUCAUUCAAGGCCCCAUGACCAUCAAGAAGAGCCGACUGGAGACAACAAGCAGGUGGGACACCGUGGACUUGAUGGUGCAGACCUACAGACUUUCUGGAGCUGUUGAGGUGACCAGAAGGGUUUUAAAGAGGAUCGGCAGGAAUGACCUGCUGCUCAGUUUGUCUGUUAUCAGGCCCAGACCCGAAGUGAAUGUCAGUGAUUUGACCUCUCAGGCUCCUCUUCCUCAGACUGAAGAUGUGAUGGUUCCAGUACCAGAGCCUCAACCCAUCACGCAUUACCAACAGAUGCUUCGAUCAAACUUCCAGGACAAGUUUAUGUGUGCACAAGAAGGGUGGGCAGAAGAUAAACAGCGUCUGGCUGAUAUCUACACAGAACUAUACAUCACAGCUGGGUAUGACAUACAUAUCAACAUACAGCAUGAGGUCCGGCAGAUUGAAAAGGCAUGGAAGCCGGAAGAAACAGAGAAAGCCGUUAAACCCACAGACAUAUUCAAACAUCCUUCUGGAGAAUACAGACCCAUUAAAACAGUGAUGACCAAUGGAAUCGCAGGAAUUGGAAAAACAUUCCUUGUUCACAAGUUUGUGUUGGACUGGGCUGAACAAAGAUACAAUCAAGAUGUGCAUCUGGUUUUCCCCUUCACCUUCCGUCAGCUGAAUCCACUGAAGGGAAAAAAAUUCAGUUUGGCAGAGCUCAUUCAUGAAUGUAUCCCAGAAACUGUAGGCAUCACAGAGGAGGCUCUUAAUUACAUCUUUAAAGAUAUUCAGUCAUCGGGAAUUACCAACUAUGACAAAAGUAAAUUCAAACUUCUGUUUGUGCUUGAUGGGCUGGAUGAGAGCCGCCUUCAUCUCGACUUUCAUUCUGAAGAUAUUCGCUCUGUCGAUGUAACAAAGUCAACUAAAACAGAUGUCUUGUUGAAAAAACUCAUCAAUGGAAAAUUGCUACGGUCUGCUCGCAUCUGGAUAACCACACGGCCUGCAGCAGCCAAUCAGAUCCCUCGAGAGUUUAUCAGCAUCUUCUGCUGGAUCAAUGCUACAGUUCUAGAAGAUGUGCUGAAAACAAGAGGAGGACAGCUGCCCAAGACCCUGACUGAGAUGUACGCAGAGUUCCUGGUGUUUCAGAUUGAUCGGACAAAAGAAAAGUAUGGCCCACAGAAAAGCAUUGAAUACAUUAAGUCAUUAGCAAAACUGGCCUUUCAGCAACUGGACAAGGGCAACCUGAUCUUCUAUGAAAAAGAUCUGAGAGAGAGCAGCACUGAUGUUAGUGAAGCCUCGGUAUGCUCAGGAGUGUUCACAGAGAUCUUCAAAGAAGAGCGAGGAAGGAAAGGGAAAGACGGGAUGUUCAGCUUUGUCCAUCUGAGUGUUCAGGAGUUUCUGGCUGCUCUUUAUGUAAGGAUGUCACUUAGUAACAGCAACAUAAAUGUCAUGCCUUUACCACAACCAUCACUGAAAAACCUUCGACUGCUUUUAAGGAAGACAUCUUCAAAGAAGAUCCACAUGAUUUCCAUUGACAGGGCCUUGCAGAGUCCAAAUGGACACCUGGACUUAUUCCUUCGCUUCCUCCUGGGUCUAUCACUGCAGACCAAUCAGGAUAAACUGCAGGACCUUCUAAUGAAGAAAGACAGUGGCACAAAGACCAAUCAGAAAACAGUCCAAUACAUCAGGAAGAAGCUCAGUGAGAAUCUGUCUCCGGACAGAUGCAUCAAUCUGUUCCACUGUCUGAAUGAGCUAAAUGAUUGUUCUCUGAAAUACUCUGCUUCAGAGGAGGCUCUUCUGAGGCUGUUGCCAGUUGUAAAAGCCUCCCACAGAGCUCUGCUAAGUGGCUGCAAUCUGUCGGAAAGAAGUUGUGGAGCUAUGUUAUCAGUCAUCAGCUCACGGUCGACUAAUCUAAGAGAACUGGACCUGAGUAACAAUGACCUGUGGGAUUCUGGAGUGAAGCUGCUGUCUGUGGGAUUGGAGAGUCUACACUGUACACUGGAGGCUCUGAGGCUCUCGGGCUGUCUGAUCACUCAGGAUGGUUGUACUUCUCUGGUAUUAGCUCUGAACUCCAACCCCUCCCAUUUGAGAGAGCUAGACCUGAGCUACAAUCAUCCAGGUGACUCAGGCAUGAAGCUGCUGUCUAGCUUACUAGAUGAUCCACGCUGGAGACUGAACACUCUUAGGCUGGACCACGGUGGAGAGCAGAGGCUGAAACCUGGUCUGAGGAAGUAUUCCUGUGAUCUUAAACUGGACACAAACUCAGUGCACAGAAAACUUAAACUGUCCGACAACAACAGAAGAGUGACGGCAGUAACAGAGGAGCAGCCUUAUCCUGAUCACCCAGAGAGGUUUGAGUACUGGCUUCAGCUGCUGUGUACAAAUGGUCUGACUGGUCGCUGUUACUGGGAGGUCGAGUGGAGCGGAGAGGUUCACGUUUCAGUGACUUACAGAGGAGUCGCGGGGAGAGGAGGCAGCAAUGACGGCAGGUUUGGAGCAAACAGUCAGUCGUGGAGUUUGAGGUGCUCCGAUGCUGAUCGGUACUCUGUGUGUCACAAUAACAGGAGAACAGACCUCUCCUCCUCCUCCUCCUCUGUCUCUAACAGAGCAGCAGUGUAUAUGGACUGUCCUGCUGGCACUCUGUCCUUCUACAGAGUCUCCUCUGACACUCUGAUCCACCUCCACACCUUCAACACCACAUUCACUGAACCUCUUUAUCCUGGGUUCUGGUUAUUGUCAUACGGUUCUUCAGUGUCUCUUUGCUCUCUGUAGCGGGGGAAGCCUCCACAGAACCGCUUCAGCUCAGGGUGGUACUCAAAAAUCAGUAAACCUGAUGGGUGUGGGUCAUUUGACCCAGGACUCUGACUUUCUUUUGUUUUGGUGAUUGUUAUGUAUAAUGAUUUUAGGUUCAUUAGUUAGUCUUGAGGUGAUUCUGAGUUCGUUGUUCCCUGUUUACUGCUUUGUGUGUUAGGCUCCCGUGAUGUUUUGGUCUCUCCUGUGUUUCCAGUUUGUUGUGUCAUCUGUUGUAAGAGCCAAUUAAAGGCUGGUUUCUUGGUACUGG
Molecule: messenger RNA, 3165 nt
Organism: Maylandia zebra (zebra mbuna)
Lineage: Eukaryota; Metazoa; Chordata; Actinopteri; Cichliformes; Cichlidae
Source: RefSeq, a predicted model, not a curated record